Humulus lupulus (European hop) is the source of this 2855-nucleotide messenger RNA. RefSeq lists its product as uncharacterized. NCBI's taxonomy places the organism in Eukaryota, Viridiplantae, Streptophyta, Magnoliopsida, Rosales, Cannabaceae. Bases 220 to 2493 code for a protein of 757 amino acids. Gene Ontology annotation, molecular function: protein binding. The record is from RefSeq and is a predicted model, not a curated record. The transcript is spliced from 8 exons.
GACGUUUCUCUGUUUAAGAUAUAUAUUACUUAAUACAAUUGAAUAACAUUUUCUGCAAAUAGGCAUCAACCUUUUCCUUUUUUAUAACAAUAUAUAUAGUUUAUUAUAUAUAUAGCAACCUGCUAGAACGAACAACAUAAAUAUAUAUAUAUAUAUACACAUAUAUAUGCCAGCUUCAUAUAAGAGAGAUCAUAGUUGGUAAAAUACUAGAGGAGCACAAUGGCCUCCACCGUGGAAACCAAUAUAAUCAGUUGUGAAAUGGAGAAAAUCAAGAAAGAAUUGUUCAAUGUCGCCAUGAAGGGCGAAUGGAAUGAAGUUAUAAGAGCUUACGAGCAAAACUACGCAGCGCAUGAAGCCAAGAUCACAAGGUCAGGUUACACGGCACUUCACAUAGCCGUCUCCGACUGCCAAGAAGAUGUGGUCGAAGCGCUCGUACGACGUGUCGUUUCCAAUUCGAAAAAAGUGCUCGCUAUUCAAAACGACAGAGGGAACACUCCUCUCCACCUCGCGGCCUCAAUGGGAUACGUGAGAAUGUGUCACUGUAUGGCCAAAGCUGAUCCGUCGUUGGUUGGAACUCGUAACAAUAACAGCGAGACUCCUCUGUUUUUGGCCGCUCUAAGAGGAAAGAAAGAAGCUUUCCUCUGUCUGCAUUACCUUAGUGGCACCGUUCACGACGGCUCUUUUUGCCGUAGGCGCGACGGUCAGACCGUUCUUCAUUGCGCCAUCGCCGGAGAGUACUUCGAUUUGGCAUUUCAGAUUAUUCAAUUGUACCCGGAACUAGUUAACUCUGUUGACGAGCAUGGAUUUUCUCCUCUCCAUAUUUUGGCCAGUAAACCAUUUGCCUUCAAAAGUGGUAGCAACCUUGGUCGUUGGCACAGCCUCAUUUCCUAUUGGACGUUUGUGGAUGAGCUGAAGCCAGAAUCAGAAGAUCGCAUUACUUUACUGAUGAAAAGAUUAGACAAAGAAAAGUUACAAAGCUAUCCAGAAAAUUACAAAACUUGCGUGAAUUUGGUUCGACUGCUGACGAAUGCCGUUGAAGUUGUCACAGUAAAAAAAGAUGCACAUCAAGGACGCACAGGAGCUGGUGGAGAGAGCCUUGGAGGACCGAAUGCUGUCACCAUAGAACACAAGGCUGGAUCUCAAAGUGAUCAUCGAUUAUUUCCCCCUAAUUACGCCACCUGCUUCAACCUUUUCCAGAUUGUAUGCAAGGCAUUGCUGGUCAUUCUUGGAUUCGGGUCUAGGAUGAUUACCAGAGUAAAGGAAAAGAAAGAGAGGCAUGUGUGGUCGGUUCAAAUCAUGAAUGAACUUCUUAAGCAUGCUUCCAUGUAUGAGUACGAAAACACUGGAGCGAGUCCACAGGUAGUAGUAUCACCCCAAAAACAAAGUGGUGAGACCAAGCCUUAUGAGAUUGCUGAGGAUGGAGAUGCAACUUUUGCUGCUGAUACCAUGAUCGGUACAGCCACCUCUGUUGAUGAUACUUCUUUCAAAUUAAACAACCCAAAUGGCAAUGACAAAGGAACCAACGUUGAUGGUACAAAUGAUGAUAAAAAAGGAGAGGAGAAUGAAACAGCGAUAUUAUUUGCAGCGAAAAAUGGUGUGACGGAAUUGGUGGAGAAAAUCCUUGAGCUUUUUCCUGUGGCUAUUCAUGACACGAACGCGGAGAAGAAGAAUAUAGUGCUACUGGCAGUGGAGCAUCGGCAACCGCAUGUGUACAAGAUGUUGUUGAAGAGGAACAUCUUGAAAGACAGUGUGUUUCAACAAGUGGACAACAAAGGGAACAGUGCCCUACAUCUCGCUGCCAUGUUGGGAGACUAUAAGCCUUGGCUAAUCCCAGGCGCUGCUCUUCAAAUGCAGUGGGAAAUCAAAUGGUAUGAGUAUGUGAAAAGGUCUAUGCCAGUGAACUUCUUUGUCCGCUACAACAACGCUCGCAAGACAGCAAGGGACAUUUUCACCGAAACACACAGGGGUCUCUUCGAAGCCGGCGGAGAAUGGUUGACGAGCACAUCACAGUCCUGCUCCCUGGUGGCCGCCCUUAUCGCCACCGUCGCUUUCGCUACGUCAACCACUGUCCCGGGAGGCAACAACGAGAUCAGUGGUAGACCAAUCCUCGAAGAUAAGCCGGCUUUCGAGAUUUUCGCCAUAGCAUCACUGGUGGCCUUGUGCUUCUCAGUCACCUCCGUGGUCAUGUUCCUUGCAAUACUCACGUCUCGGUACCAAGAACGAGAUUUUGGAGGAGAUCUACCGAGAAAGCUCUUGAUGGGGCUAACGUCGCUGUUUGUGUCCAUUGCUUCCAUGCUGAUUUCGUUCUGCGCUGGUCAUUUCUUUGUUCUUCAGGAGAAACUCAAGUACGCAGCGUUUCCCGUGUAUGCCAUUACAUGCUUGCCCGUAUCUUUAUUUGCUCUAGCUCAAUUUCCAUUGUAUUUUGACCUUAUAUGGGCUAACUUUAAGAAGGUCCCUCAGCGUAGUUACAAGGUUGCCUUCUCCCCUUACUAAUAGUAAUACUAAAGAGUACUAUUGUUCCUACAAUUUUUUUUCAAUUUUUCUUUUUUCUUUUUUACGCAUUGUUUGCCAAUUUGAAAUCAAUUAUGCCUACGUUUCCUAUCAUAUAUUUUGGUGGAGGUUAAUUUUGUGUGUAACUCUUUCUAUAUUUUAUUAAUUAUUAAUAACUAUUUUUUUAAAAUUAAAUGAAAUUCAUUUAACACAAAAGGAACACACGAUUACAAAGUACUAGGUUUGGCUGCAGAAAUUACAGACUCGGCUGUAGCAAGCCCUCACAUGUAAAUGGAGGUGAGCCAGUCCGGCCGCCCUGCCCCGCUAAGGGUUCUAAAGUAUGUCGGGUCAAACCCGACCCGGAU